This is a messenger RNA of Populus euphratica (Euphrates poplar), 1049 nucleotides long. Its product is annotated as SNARE-like superfamily protein. The transcript is spliced from 5 exons. The record is from RefSeq and is a predicted model, not a curated record. Gene Ontology annotation, biological process: retrograde vesicle-mediated transport, Golgi to endoplasmic reticulum; endoplasmic reticulum to Golgi vesicle-mediated transport. Gene Ontology annotation, molecular function: SNAP receptor activity. Bases 164 to 829 code for a protein of 221 amino acids. Lineage: Eukaryota; Viridiplantae; Streptophyta; Magnoliopsida; Malpighiales; Salicaceae.
AUCAUCCCCAUGUUUGCUUUUGCACGUCCAAAGGGAAUAACUUCAACACCAAGUCUCACUGAUCUACUUGCGGCCCUAUAAAGGAUCAGCUUAAUUCAUGUUCAGCCUCAACCCACAAAACCUGGUCUGCAUACAAACCUAAUUCGGUUCUUAAUUUCUUGGGAUGGUUAAGAUAACAAUAGUUGGAAGGGUGAUUGAUGGGCUGCCUCUUGCGCUAGGGCCUAGGUAUGUGAAUGAAGAGAAUGAUAAUUUCUCAUGUUACAAGCAGCAAGCUGAGUUCAUACUCAAAGAAAUCUCGAGAGGAGCCUUGAUACCUUCCAUGAUGACCAUUCGCAUUGAUCAUCACUCUCUCAACUACUUGAUUGGGAAUGGUGUCUGCUUCAUGACAUUGUGCGAUUCUUCAUAUCCAAGAAAGCUAGCUUUCCAUUAUCUACAAGACUUGCAACAGGAGUUUGAGAAAUUGGACAAUAGCCUAGUUGAGAAAAUUACAAGACCAUAUAGUUUUAUUAAAUUCGAUGGUGUUAUUGGGAGUAUUAGGAAGCAGUAUAUAGACACGAGAACUCAGGCUAAUCUAUCGAAGCUAAAUGCGAAUAGAAAAAAAGAUUCAGAAAUCAUUACAGAGCACAUAUCAGAAAUUCUGCAAAGAAAAAGAAAUUCAGAAAUCUCCGAAAGACUACCGGCAACGACUCCAAGAACAGCCUCUCCUGUCUGGGGUUCUCCCUUGCUAGAGGUGAUUGCACUGAAAUGGACACCAAUUACAACCAUUGUUGCAGUUGCUGCUAUCCUGUUAUGGGCAAGCCUAGUUCUCACAGAUAAUUUUAUCAUCUAGAACUCAUGAAAGAGUUCAAGCUAUACCAUGAAAAAAAUAAUCAUCAUCAGAAAUCUUAGAGGACAGUGUCCGUUUAUAAAAUGAUCCGUCAAUGUCUGUAAAUAUUUUUUUUGCGGACAGAAAAUUGUCUUGUGCUUGAUUAUGUAAUGCUAUGAAUCAUCAUCUUCUAUGUGAACUUGAACACUAAUCAAUGCGAGUCAGUACCUACUGAGGAAUAUUA